AUGGAGGGGCAAGAGAAACAACAACAAGGGAAAAUUUCCAAACACAACGGUAAUGUGAAAAAGCAGCAGCAUAAUCAAGGUGGAAAUCAAAGACGGCAUCAACCAGAUCAAGCCUGCAAUGCAAAAAAUUAUAAUAGACCAAAAGAAAUUCAGGUGCAUAGCAGUGAGAGUAAUUCAACCAAGGAAGAAAGUGUGGCAAAAGUGAAGCAUGUUAGUGCAACAAAGAGUAAGACUGCAAGUUCUGGUGCAGACAAGAAUGCAGAGAAUGAGGGAGAAAAAUCAGUUACCAAGGGGAACAACAAUGGGAACAAGAUGCAACAUAUGAAUAUCAACACAUCUACAAAGAAGUGGAGCAAUAAUAGGGAUAUCAAUGAAAAGCAUAAGGUGGAGAACAAGCAGCAAGAAACAGAGUCAUUAGAGAACAAGCAACAGGAGAAUGAUCAAAUAGUUCAGGAGAUGUCUUUGGAGAAUACACAGCUAGAUAUGGAUCAUGUAGGAAAAUCAUUAACUAUUACAGUUUUUGCUUCUAAUGAGAUGCCCACAGAGAAUAUUAAAGAAAGGAACUACAAUACAGAAGAGGAGAUGGGAGAAUAG
Molecule: messenger RNA, 594 nt
Organism: Lycium ferocissimum
Lineage: Eukaryota; Viridiplantae; Streptophyta; Magnoliopsida; Solanales; Solanaceae
Exons: 4
Coding region: 1-594 (197 amino acids)
Source: RefSeq, a predicted model, not a curated record